AAAAAUGCUAUAAUAUGCGUCAUGGUGGGACAGGCGACUGUGAGCUGUCUGAAAACGAUAGUUUAGUACAGUUUAGUACAGCAACAGUGAGGAGACAGACCAAACAUACAGUUUCAAAAACGUUUCCAGGUCUAGCAGGAGCGCUGUAGGCUUUAUUAGUAAACCUGUUCAUCUUUACGGGACUUCAUUGCGGUUCUGGGAGGAUGUUGUAUAAACGUUUUCUUAUCCUGGCAGCCGUGCAUGCGGCGUCGUCCGCGGUUUAUAACGGCAGCUCCAUCGUUAGGACCUUUGCUAGGAGAUUAGUCACGGAACGGCCCCUAGUCACAGACGAGCAUAUAGAUCUGGACCUGCUGGACUACUACCCAAACGAAGACAGAAAUGGGCCCGGAGGCAGACUUAACAUUGGAUCUGCACCAGGACAGAGAGUUGGAUUUAUUAACGGGUCCAGACUGGGACAGGUGGAACUGAGCUCGGUCAGCAAUGUUACAGGAGUCUGGUCUUACGCUAUCUCUGUUACGGCCAACGACUUCCUCACAGGCCGUCUGUCCACCAUCUUCAUCCCGACGCUUUACACCGUCGUCUUCCUCAUCAGCGUGCCCCUCAACACUGUUGCCAUGUUGUCCUUUGCCCGACGGAGCCGGCCCCUGAAGCCGGCGGUGAUCUACAUGCUGAACCUGGCGGCCGCUGACCUCCUGUUCACCCUACUGCUGCCCUUCAAGAUCGUCUACCACUACAGUGGCAACGACUGGGGCUUCGGCGAGGGGAUGUGCCGCCUGGUCACCGCCGCCUUCUACUGCAACAUGUACUCCUCCAUCCUCCUUAUGACCUGUAUCAGCGUGGACCGCCUGCUGGCCGUGGCCUACCCCAUCAACUCCCUGGCCUGGAGGAGUCCAUGUAACGCAGCCCUGGCCUGCAGCUCCAUGUGGGUCCUGGCUGUGGGCGGCUCGUUGCCCCUGGUCCUCUCACAGCAGACGGUCUACUACGACCCACUGGGCAUAACCACCUGCCAUGACAUCCAGGACCUGAAGCUGUUAGAGGGGCGCUACCUCUUCUUCUUCCCCAUUCUCUCCUGCACCCUCUACUUCCUGCCGCUGUUCGUCACGGUGACCUGCUACUCCCGGGUGGUGCAGGUGCUCAACAGGGCUCCACGCGGCGUCAUAGGUCGUUCAAGGCAGAAGGCACGAGCAGUGGUGAUGGUGGUCAUCGUGCUGGUGGUGUUUGUGAUCUGUUUCACGCCCACCAACGCCAUCCUCCUGGCUCACUACCUCCAGAUUGGUGGGCGGGUGGCGGGGGAGCCGGACGCCACUCACGUGGCCUACCUGGUGUCUCUGUGUGUGGGGAGCAUAAGCUGCUGCCUGGACCCCCUGGUCUACUACUUUGGCUCAUCCCGGUGCCAGAGGCAGCUUGCGGGGGCUCUGGGGUGCCGGGCGGCCGCAGAGGGAGGGAAGAAUCUGGCCUCAUCCUCUGGUUCUUCCAGGACCAGCACCAGGAUAAGUAAGGUGGAUGCCUUCCAGGCCAGCCUCAGCAGCCAGUACAAGAAACUCCUGGUCUGAUGGAUGGAGAUACAGAGAGCAGUUUCUGAUUCAUUUACUAAAGUGAAGAAUAUAUAUUUAAUUGACUGAAGUGAAGAAUAUAUAUUUAGUAUGUACACUGAGUAUACCAAACAUUCGGAACACCUUCCUAUAUUGAGUUGCAAUCCCACCUUUUUUGCAUUUAGCCUUAAUUCAUCGGGGAGUCCAUGCCCCGAUGACAGCCUUAAUUCAUCGGGGCAUGGACUCUACAAGGUGUCGACUCCAAAGCUUCCCACAGUUGUGUCAAGUUGUCUGGAUGUCCUUUGGGUGGUGGACUAUUCUUCAUACACACAGGAAACUGUUGAGUAUGAAAAAUCCAGCAGCAUUGCCGUUCCUAACACAAACCGGUGCACCUGACACCUACUACCAUAUCCUGUUCAAAGGCACUUCAAUCUGUUGUCUUGCCCAUUCCUCUGAAAGGCACGCAUACACAAUCCAUGUUUUAAUUGUCUCAAUGCUUUACCUGUCUCCUCCGCUUCAACUACACUGAUUGAAGUUGAUUUAGCACGUGACAUUAAUAAGGGAUCAUAGCUUUUACCUGGUCAGUCAAUGUCAUGGAAAGAGCAGGGGUUCUUAAUGUUUUGUAUACUCAGUGUAUUUCCCCUUUUUCAGACAGUGUAUAUAUGGUCUUAAAGAUAGCCAUGGACCAAGCUAGGUUUUUUCUGAAGAGACAGAAUGGAUUUUGCUCGUACAUUGAAUUCAGUCAGACAUUCAUCUGUAGCCUGUGACUCCUGGGCCUGGUUUAGCUAUGCCCAACUAUAUGAAGAAGAUACAUAUUUAAAAAAAUAAAAAAUAAUAAUUACCUUUUAUUUAACUAGGCAAGUCAGUUAAGAACAAAUUCUUAUUUACAAGGAUGGCCUACCCCGGCCAAACCAGUGCAAGAUGCUGCUGGUCUGAUUGAUAUGGAUCAAAGCUGUUUCUGACCUGAACCCAACCUCCAAGAAGGUACAUUAGGGUGAGAGAAAAGGAACAUUUCCAUUUAUAAAAAUGGAAUGCAUGAUAAUGUAUAACAUCUUAAAUUUGUAUCUUAAAUAUAUUUCCCAUGGAAGUUGAAGUUGCUAUUCUUGAAGUAGGUUUAUGGUCCCCAAAGCAGUGUCUAUGAAGUUUGAUGGUUUGUGAUAAGGGAAUUACAAAGGGGUUAUUGUUCAAUCAUGGACUGUACUAUUUCUUAAAAGAACACUGUGGACAAUACAAGGAAAUGCUUUGAUACGCAGGUUUAGUGAGCUCACAUCCAUGCCUGUAGUGUAGGAUCUGUUUCUGUUCAUUUUGUUAACAUUUACCAUUUUUUCUAUGUACAAAUAUUUACUCAGCAAAGUGAAAUGUAUAGCCUAUGUUGUCGAUGUUGCAUAGAAAUACCAUAUAUUAUAUCGCUACAAUAACUUUAGCUCAGACUCAUUAUUGCAGUAAAUUUCGAAUUGUGUAAAUAUAUAGUGUUUGCAGAAAUGGAAAAGCUAUUAGACAACUCCAAUACACAGCCUAGGGGUGUUACGGUGGUGUAAGUAGUGCUGUGAUGCCCCCUAUUGGUCUAAAUCAUACUUACUUCAAGUCCAUUUUAUUUCACAUUACAUCCAGCGGGUGGUGCUUUGUAGCUACUUAUACUGAACAAAAAUAUAAAUGCAACAUGUAAAGUUUUGGUCCUGAGUUUCAUGAGCUGAAAUAAGAUCCCAGAAAUGUUCCAUACCCACAAAAAGCUUAUUUCCAUAAAAUGUUGUGCACAAAUCCCUGUUAGUGAGCAUUUCUCCUUUGCCAAGAUAAUGCAUCCAUCUGCCAGGUGUGGCAUAUCAAGAAACUGAUUAAACAGCAUGAUCAUUACACAGGUACCUUGUGCCGGGGACAAUAAAAGGCCACUCUAAAAUGUGCCGUUUUGUCACAGAUGUCAGAAGUUUUGAGGGAGCGUGCAAUUGGCGUGCUGACCGCAGGAAUGUCCACCAGAGCUAUUGCCAGAGAAUUGAAUGUUCAUUUCUCUACCAAAUGCUGCCUCCAACGUUGUCUCACAACCACAGACCACGUGUAAUCACACCAGCCCAGGAUCUCCACAUCUGGCUUCUUCACCUGAGGGAUUGUCUGAGACCAGCCACCCGGACAACUGAUGAAACUGAGAAGUAUUUCUGUCUGUAAUAAAGCCCUUUUUUGGGGGGAAAACUCAUUCUGAUUGGCUGGGCCUGACUCCCCAGUGGGUGGGCCUAUGCCCUCCCAGGCCCACCCAUGGCUGCACCCCUGCCCGUUCAUGUGAAAUCCAUAGAUUAGGACCUAAUGAAUUUAUUUCAAUUGACUGAUUUCCUUAUAUGAACCUUAACUCAGUAACAUUUUUGAAAUUGUUGCAUGUUGCAUAUUUUUGUUCAGUAUAUAGUUCAAACAAGUACUCAGCUUGCUAAUAGAACAUAUUUGGUUUGAAUAAAUUAAACAUGCUGAAUUUUAAUGGUUUUAGGUGCCAUAAAGACAUCACAAAAAAGCAAUGUUAAAUAUUUCUAAUAAAGCAUCCUUUCAUUUUUA
Salvelinus fontinalis (brook trout) is the source of this 4064-nucleotide messenger RNA. RefSeq names its product proteinase-activated receptor 1-like. Gene Ontology annotation, biological process: thrombin-activated receptor signaling pathway; blood coagulation; positive regulation of blood coagulation. Lineage: Eukaryota; Metazoa; Chordata; Actinopteri; Salmoniformes; Salmonidae. Gene Ontology annotation, molecular function: thrombin-activated receptor activity. Gene Ontology annotation, cellular component: membrane. The record is from RefSeq and is a predicted model, not a curated record. The transcript has 3 exons. The coding region runs from base 204 to 1553 and encodes 449 amino acids.